This is a messenger RNA of Eublepharis macularius, 7180 nucleotides long. RefSeq names its product calpain 15 (gene CAPN15). Gene Ontology annotation, biological process: proteolysis. The record is from RefSeq and is a predicted model, not a curated record. Bases 81 to 3320 code for a protein of 1079 amino acids. Gene Ontology annotation, molecular function: calcium-dependent cysteine-type endopeptidase activity. The transcript has 12 exons. NCBI's taxonomy places the organism in Eukaryota, Metazoa, Chordata, Lepidosauria, Squamata, Eublepharidae. Gene Ontology annotation, cellular component: cytoplasm.
GAGGGAGCGCGCGCGCGCCCGCCUCAGUCAAUCAACCGCCGCCGCUGCCUCAGCAACGCCACACCCACUCUUCUGGUUCUAUGGCCACUGUGCGGGAAUGGUCCUGCACGCGCUGCACGUUCCUGAACCCCGUGGGCCAGCGCCAGUGCUCCAUCUGUGAGGCCCCCCGCCAGAAGCCUGACCUCAACCACAUCUUGCGCCUCAGCGUGGAGGAGCAGAAAUGGGCCUGCGCCCGCUGCACAUUCCGGAACUACCUGGGCAAAGAGACCUGCGAGGUGUGUGGCUUCACCCCGGAGCCAGGCCCCGGGGGCUCCCCGCUGCCCGUUAUCAACGGAGUCUUGCCCAAGCCCACUAUCUUGGCGGAGCCCAAGGGGACAUGUAAGGAGGAGAUUUCCAAAGCGGAAAGUGGCAGCGAGGACUCUGGGGGAAAGAGCCCAGAGGAGGCGGCCCUGGAGGAUGGCUGGGCUUGCCAGCGCUGCACCCUCCACAACACCCCUGUGGCCAGCUCCUGCUCUGCCUGUGGGGGGCCCCGCAAGCUCUCGCUGCCCAAGAUCCCUCCAGAGGCGCUGGUCGUCCCUGAAGUCAUCGCUCCAGCUGGCUUCCACAUAACUCCCACCGCCCCUCAGCCCAGCUCCGCUAUGGAGACCACAGAGAGCCAUCCCAUUGCCAACCCGGGUGCCACCGCCCUAGAGCAGGACAGCCAGAAGAUGCCAAGCUUUAGCCUUUUCUCCCCUGGCCUCCAAAACAACCCUGUUCCCCGCAGCCGCCGAGAGGUGCCCCCACAGUUGCAACCACCAGCCCCCGAUACCUCCCAGCCCGCCUCCCCACCCGCGCCCGUGCAGAAGGCCAUCCGCUUCCAAGAGCUGAUGGCGACCAAGCGGCUAAGCGCGCUGGAGGAAGAAAUGGACGUGAGCCCCUCGCACUGGAAAUGCAACUCCUGCUCCCUUCUCAACGCAUCAGGGACCAGCACAUGUGGCGCCUGUAACAACCAGAAGGGCAGCGACACCAUUGACCUGACCGGGGACACUGUGCGCUUCACUCCCUGCGGCCCAUCCAGCCCUGACUUCACCACCUGGUCAUGUUCGAAAUGCACCUUGAAGAACCCCACUGCCUCUCAGAAGUGCAAGGUGUGUGGCUCCUCAAAGCUUCACGGCUUCCAAGAACACGAGCUGGCCACCAAGUGCCCAGAGUGCGGCUCAGACAAGGGUACCUGCCCAGCAUGCAGCUCCAAAGCCCCUUCGGCACGCAAAGUGGCCCGCCUCUUCCCCUUGCAGCUGCCAGCGACCCCGGAGACACUCAGCCAGUGGCCCUGCCCAGCCUGCACCCUGCUGAAUGAGCUCAAGGCCAAGCACUGUGUUGCCUGCCACACACCCCAGGGCUACAUGGCGCAACACAAGGGUGCCAAGCUGCUCAGACGCCGCGAGAGCAUGCACGUGGAGAAGCGGCGUCAGACCGAUGAGGGCGAGGCCAAGGCACUCUGGGAAAAUAUUGUCUCCUUCUGUCAAGAGAACAAGGUCAACUUCGUGGAUGACAGUUUCCCACCUGGGCCCAAGUCGGUCGGCUUCCCUGAAGGGGACAGCGUCCAGCAGCGGGUCAAGCAGUGGCUGAGGCCUCAUGAAAUCAAUUGCAGCAUCUUCAAGGACCGUUCGGUCAAGUGGUCCGUCUUCCGGACGCCCCGGCCCUCUGACAUCCUGCAAGGACUCUUAGGGAACUGCUGGUUCCUGAGUGCUCUGGCAGUGCUGGCGGAGAGGCCCGAGUUGGUGGAGAGGGUCAUGAUCACUCGGACCAUAUGCCCAGAGGGGGCCUACCAGGUGCGGCUUUGUAAAGACGGCACCUGGACCACCGUGCUGGUGGACGACAUGCUUCCCUGUGACGAGUGUGGCUACCUCCUCUUCUCUCAGGCCCAGAGGAAGCAGCUGUGGGUGGCCCUUAUUGAGAAGGCCCUGGCCAAACUCCACGGUUCGUACUUUGCCCUCCAGGCGGGGCGCGCCAUCGAAGGCCUGGCUACGCUCACUGGCGCCCCCUGCGAGAGUCUGAUGCUGCAGGUCAGCUCCACUAACCCUCGCGAGGAGUCCAUUGACACUGACCUCAUCUGGGCCAAAAUGCUGAGUUCUAAGGAGGCUGGUUUUCUGAUGGGUGCAUCUUGCGGAGGGGGCAACAUGAAGGUGGAUGAUGCAGCCUACGAGAGCAUGGGUCUUCGCCCGCGGCAUGCGUACUCCAUAUUGGACGUACGAGAUGUACAAGGAUGCAGGCUGCUGCGACUCCGCAACCCCUGGGGUCGUUUUUCCUGGAACGGCAGCUGGUCUGACGAAUGGCCCCACUGGCCUGUGCACUUGCGGCAUGAACUGAUGCCCCAUGGGAGCAGCGAAGGAGUCUUCUGGAUGGAGUACAGUGACUUUAUCAGGUACUUUGACUCAGUGGACAUCUGCAAGCUCCAUUCGGACUGGCACGAGGUCCGCGUUCAGGGUACCUUCCCCAACAGGGCCAGUGGGCCUGUAACUGUCACCUCGUUGACCGUGCUGGAGCGUGCAACCUUGGAGUUCGCCCUUUUCCAGGAAGGCAGUCGGCGCUCAGAUGCAGUGGACAGCCAUUUGCUGGAUCUGUGCAUCAUGGUCUUCCGAGCCACUUUCACCAACGGCAACAAGCUGAGCCUCGGCCGCCUGAUGGCGCACAGCAAGCGUGCUGUCAAGAAAUUCGUCAACUGCGAUGUUAUGCUGGAGCCGGGCGAGUAUGCCGUAGUGUGCUGCGCUUUCAACCACUGGAACACACCCGUCUCAGGCACCUCUGCUGGCCAAGUGUCCAGUCCCACCACUGGCAGUGGAUGCCCCACUGCCGACCUGUCCAGCUACAUCUUGGCCAUCUACAGCUCCCGCUUGGUGAUGGUGGAGCAGAUUGAAGCCCAGUCAACCACACUGGCCGACGCCAUCAUUCUCCUGACAGAGAACAAGGGUGAGCGACACGAGGGGCGUGAAGGGAUGACAUGUUACUACCUGACUCAUGGCUGGGCAGGUCUCAUAGUCGUGGUGGAAAACCGACAUCCCAAAUCUUACCUGCACGUCCAGUGCGACUGCACAGACAGCUUCAAUGUGGUGUCGACGCGGGGCAGCUUGAAGACGCAAGACAGCGUGCCCCCACUGCACAGACAGGUACUGGUGAUUUUGUCUCAGCUGGAAGGCAAUGCCGGCUUCUCCAUCACCCACCGCCUGGCCCACCGCAAAGCCACUCAGGCCUUCCUGAACGACUGGAUGUCAACCAAGGGGACGCACAACCCGCCACUCACUCCUGAUGUGGCGGGCCUCCAUGGGCCCCGGCCGCUAUGACAAACGGCCCCGCCCCCCCUGCCGCUCUUCCGCUUCUGCCUUUUUUCAGGACCCAUCUGCCUCGGGUAUUGCCCGAGCCGCCGUUACUGAGCCGUCAGGGUUGAGGAGGAGGAGGAGGAUGACAUUGGACUGGGUGUCUCAAGCCAAGCACCUUUCCUCCUCCCCCCUAGGAGUCAGGCAGGGAGCUGCUCAGGUUCCCCCUUCCCUUACAAGCCCCCUCUCCCCUCCCCUCCCCACAGAUCAUGCACUUUAUCCAGAGCUGCUGUCAAGAUAGGAGACCAAGGGAAUUUCACAGUCUCGAAGAGGGCGAGUCCCACCGCGUGGAUGCUCCUGGACAACAGAAUCCCGGGGCUGGCCCUCCCUGCAGCCACCAGAAGCCCCUGUGGCUGCAACAAUAUACCUCUGGCCACUGUAUCUCUGUGCACAUGUGUGUGUGUCUGCCUCGCCCCACUGUUAAUUGUGUUGGCUGGGUCCUGCAGUGGGGUGGGCUGAAGUCAGGGGAGGGGGGAUAUGUAGCCCCUUCUCUCUCUCCCUCUCCCUCUCUCUCUCGGAUUGCCAUAGACAGCAAGGCACUGAUUUCCCCAAGCUGGGUCUCCUUUCCGUUCUAGCGCUAGUUAGCAACAAACAUUUGGGGCAUCCAUUGAAAAGACCAUAGUGCUGUUCAGACCGACAUACCUGUAUUUGCCUCCCUCUCCCUGGGACAGUGGAGUCGCAAAGCAGGCUUGUGCAACAUGGGCUCAAGCCAUCCAUAUGGUUGGCUUACUCACCUAGGGUGAGCAGCAGUUCUUGCUGGGCGAGUCGCAGGCUCAACUCAGAACACUCCUGCUGUCUUGCCGUGCACAUGGUGGGGGGAAGGUGAGCUUUUGAAAAAGCUUGCAUGGGCUGAUAACUUUUUUUUAAUGUAAUUCUGUGCACAGCUGGCCUCAGUAUGUGCAAUGGACUUGUUUAACUAUGUAGGGCUAUGGACAAGGAUCCCUUUUCCUACGUCCUUGGUUUCUGUCCAUAAGAAGGCUUAUGUAAAGAAAGGCAGGUGGGCAGUGAGGCAGAAGAAACAUCCCUUUCCGUGCCAGCUAAAAGCCAUUUCUCUCAAUCCACAUGAGGCACAGCUGGAGGCUUGUGCCUCUGGGACUUAAAUGUAGUAUUCUGUUUCUGCAAUGGGCAAGAGAUUUGCCUGUUCGGGGCGGGGGGCACUCUGGUGUGUGCUGUAGUCUCCAAGGACAGAGCUGCUUGGAUCUUGCACAAGGGCUACGGAGUUCAUUUAUAUGGCACUUACAAGCCAUAUAGUAGGGAGAUGUCGGGGCACUAGCCAUUUCUAUUCCCAGCAGUCCACUGGCCAUAGGGGAGCUGCGACACAGCUUGGAAGUGGGGGACCAGGAGGCAGCCAUCUUCACCAAGGGUGCCUUGCAGUUGAGCACUAAUUCGAAAGCCAGCGGGACAAGUGUGCCGCAAAACGUUCCCACCUUGGUUCAGAAACAGCCUUUUUUGCUCUUUACCCAUCCGGUUUGGCGUUGGAUGCUCCACUCUCCCUCCUCUGAUCUUUGCAAACAACGCUUGUUUUUAACCCUUCUGUCACGAUAGCCUCCCACCCAACCUGAGGAGAGAAGCCUUGCGCUGGGAAGGGACCGGCCGAGGCAGUGGGACAGAGAUGCCCUGUGGAGCCUGAGGGUCACGUGUCGGUCCUUGGCUGAGAGGGGAUGGGUGUGAUGGGUAUGGCUACUGGUGGCCUGGGGACUCGGUAACAGGGUAUCAAGGACAGGGUUUCGGGUCCACACGGUGGGCUCGGGCACAGGGUCACCGGGGGAGGGGAGGGUGGCGUUUUCUUGCUCACUUAAUCGAUUCGGGCACAGGGUUGAUGGUGCGCAUCCCGGGAAGAGUUUGAGGCUCAUGUGCAGCAGGGUCUCCCCCCGUUCUGUGGCUCUCCGUGCCCGGCAUCAGACCGAUCCCUGUUCCUUGGUAGGAGCCGACAUGCACAAAAAGAGUUCAUUCAGCUCCCUCCCUGCACACGCAUACAAUGCGCUGACCUGUGGGUUUGUAGUGCGUUAGAGGGUGAGCGGAAAGGCAAAAAGAGUUUUGGACAGCGGUUCCAGACCUCUUCCGAAAAUCUCUGCAGGUGACUUAGUUUGGAUUGAACCUACCCCGAUCCCCCCUACCUCUCAUUCAGUUCUGCAGGUUGGUGGGAACAGACAACACCUGUGGCCGGACCUGACUGUUAGCACUUCCCACGGUGGAGUUCCGUGGCUCUCUUUUUGGCUUCACGGGGCUCCAGCACAGGUGGGAAUGCUGCCAUUUAUUUGGGGUGAGGGGAAAGACCACCAAAGUCAAAGAGCACCCUAGAGAUACGCCAGGCCGAGAGAGCAGCUCUUCCCUUUCUGCGCGGUGCUCUUGCUUGGCCAAAAGGCGGCUCUCGGUCGGAACUGUUCUUUCAGAACUGUGCAUCGUGUUUUCUAGAUUUCUAGUUUUUCAGGCAGGAGAUGGACCCUCAUGGCUCACCAGGGUGAAGCCCCCAUCCCUGAAGGUGGAAGUAGGGGACGUCUCUGGGCACCCUCAGCACUGGCAAGGGAAUGGUGUGUCUGCAUGUCUGCCUCCCUUGAGCCAAGUUUCAGUUUAUCUUCCAAGGAUGGUUUCCCUUUUCCCCCAGCAGAGCUCCUGUUCUUUUAAUAGCUGCAUGGCAGGCAGAAAUUCCACAGGGGAAGGUUCCCCCACCACACACAAAUAAAGUGGUUCAUUUGUGCCUGCCGUGUAACUGCUUAAGGCUUAGGUGCCUUGCCUGGAGAAGGCAGCAACUUCCUCUUUCUUCCAGUGGAGGCUAGCAAGUUUGCACUAGGGGUCGUCUUGCAGUGUCUUCUGGGAAAUGUAGUUCUUUGUAGUUUUAAGGCAGGGGCACCUGAAACCUGCUACUGUGUUGCGGGAGGGGAGGGGUUGGAGGGGACAGGGUUGUCUCAUGUGCAUGCUCUUUCUCAAAGGGGAUGGGUGCCUGCCAGUUCUUUGAGAGGCAGCCAGCACCCAGUGUCAUCAGAGGUCCAGUAACGCAGGGAGAGGUGGUUGGGCGGAAGGGGCCGAACUGCAGCCGGGCCUCUGAAAGCACCUGCCUCCUGGUUGCCUCUGCACUGCGCACCGAAACAGGUUUUCUACUUGUUCCCCUCUGUCCCGGAGAGCCUUGGCAGGAUAAGGAUCUUGGAACAGAGAAUUCUCCGCUGUUUCACAAAGCCCACCUCCCCACCAGGAUUCAGGGCAGGAGGGUAGAGAAAGGACAUUUCUGCCUGGUCUGGAACCACUCCAUUUGUAGCACAGAAGAGGAUCUUUCUCCCGGGAAGCAGAUGUUGAUUGAACUCUUGGGCAGCUGCUGAGCUGGCUUCCGGAGCCUAAAGAAGGGCAGAGUUGAGGGCUUAAACUGGACUUUUGGGGUACAGCAUCGCAGUGCUGUAUCGUACUAGGAAAUCCCCCCAUCACCCAAUUUCCAUUUCCUCUCCAUCUUAAUCAGGUAGCAAUGAGCAAGAAGUUUCUUUCGUUGGUCCCUUCGGUGCCCGCCCUCCCACAUCCUCAUCUCUCGUUCAUCUGGUUUCCACCUUUCCCCGGAAGGGCUCCUUGAGGCCAGGGGGUGGCCCAGCCUGUCUUUGUUUUGACUCUGUUGAAAUGUCUUUCCCCUUCCAAUGUGUCUCGUCUUUUUGUUCCCUCUCCGAGCUGUGAAUAAUUUUUAACCAUGUAAAUAUUGUCCAGCUCUUAAGAAAACAUAGGAUAUUUUAUCAAUUGUAAAUUGAUACCUGUAAUCGGUUCCCUGUAUAAUAUGAAAUAUCCCAUGGGUGGUUUUCAAACUCAGGUUCCAAAGGACCAAAUAAUAAAAAGAAAGUUUUGUUUUUUAA